UGGCGAGUUGGCUGCGGCGCCUUUAGCUCCACCGCUUCGGCUCACCUGGGCGCCGGUUCUAGCCCCACGCCUCGUCUCCCAAACUUCUCCCAGACCGCGAGCGGCUGGGGGAGCCGCGGCCGCUCCGCGCCUCGGGGUCCUUCGCGUGUACCCUCGGGGCCGCCGGAAGGAAGAGGCGGCGGCGGCCGGAGCCUGAGUGGGCGGCCCGAGGUGUGAGCCCGGCCGGCCCCGGUGGGAAUAUGGCGACCGGUGGCUACCGGACCAGCAGCGGCAACAGCGGCGGCGGCGGUAGCACCACAGACUUCCUGGAGGAGUGGAAGGCGAAGCGCGAGAAGCUCCGCGCCAAGCAGAACACCCCGGGCCCGGCCGCCCAGGGCGUGGGCAGUUGCGAAGCUGCUGGAAAGCCCCCGCCCGGGUCUCUGGGCACCUCGGGAGCCGCCGCGGCCAGUGAGCUCAACAACAACCUCCCGGGCAGCGCGGCCGCACCUGCCACCCCCGGGGGUGUGAACUACGCGGUGGCCCCCCCGGUGCUGUCCCGGGCGCCCCCAGGCCCGCGGCGGCCCGAAGACGAGAUCCCGGCCGGCGCCGCCUGCACCUCCUCUGCCGCACCGCCGGCCCGGGGCGACGAGGAGGAGCGGGACGGCGCCCGGGAGAAAGGCAAGAGCUCGGGUCCCAGUGCUAGAAAAGGCAAGGGGCAGAUCGAGAAGAGGAAGCUGCGGGAGAAGCGGCGCUCCACCGGUGUGGUCAACAUCCCGGCGGCGGAGUGCUUAGAUGAAUACGAAGAUGACGAAGCGGGGCAGAAAGAGAGAAAACGAGAGGAUGCAGUCACACAGCAGAACACGAUGCAGAAUGAAGCUGUCAGCUUGCUGGACCCAGGCAGUUCCUGUCUGCUGCAGGAGCCUUCUAGAACAGUUUCAGGCAGAUACAAAAGCACAACUACUGCCUCUGAAGAAGAAAUCUCAAGUAGAUAUCCCCGAACAGAUAGAAGUGGGCUCAGCAGAUAUAAUAGGGAUGCAAAUGCUUCAGGUAAUUUGGUCUCAAGUAGCACACUGGAAAAGAAAAUUGAAGAUCUUGAAAAGGAAGUAUUAAGAGAAAGGCAAGAAAACUUAAGACUUGUGAGACUAAUGCAAGAUAAAGAGGAAAUGAUCGGAAAACUCAAAGAAGAAAUUGAUUUGUUAAAUAGAGACCUAGAUGAUAUAGAAGAUGAAAACGAACAACUAAAGCAGGAGAAUAAAACUCUUUUGAAAGUUGUUGGGCAGCUAACAAGGUAGAAGAUUCAAGGUUCAGUAUGGAAAACAAUAUUUUAAAACUACUGAUUGAAUGUUAUGAUUAAUGCUAGGGCAAUAUUCCUGUGCUGCAAUACAUUAAGUAUGUAUAUUUAUUUCUAGACAACAGUGGGUGUUUAUUUUGGAAACAUUGCUUUUUCAUCAUUGGUUUCAAAAGUAUCUACUUUUUGUUUCACAAAUAAGUAACAUCUUUCAGUUUUUAAAAUGAUAGGUUAUGCCUCUGGUUUUGUGUGGUAUUCAAAUAAUACACAGUUUAAAGUCACAACCAUUUGAAUAUAUUUCAGCUGUGGUAGUGCAUUUUCUCCCUAAAGGAAUAUAUAUAGUCUUGGUUUACAUGAAUUCAAGUACUUUUGGGAUUUACCUGCAAAUGCCUUAUUACUGAAAUGUGCAGCCUUUUAUGUGUAGUUGUGAUUUACUCCUAAAGGUUUUUGUCUGCUGUCAUUUGUUCUUUCAACUUAAUCGAAGCAAUUUACAAUAAUAUAGACUCAUUAUUUUGUAAAACAGCUAUCUUUAAAAUGGAAAGCUAGUGUAAACUCACUUAAUAUCAUGUACUAGUUGGCUAAAUACAAAAUUGAAGCAAUUACUUGAAUUGUGCUAUAGGAAAUUAAAAUGUACUAUUUUGUAUUUGAAUAUUGAAAAAAUUGAAAUCACUUUAACUUCUGAAGAACAUAGAUUUGUAAUUUUAAUAUAAAAUUUCUUAUGUAGGUACUACCUUUUGUAGGUUUAUAAAUGAACAUGGGAUAUUUAAAAAGUUGUUUUAUUCAUCAAACCUGGAGAGAGUGUACAAUUUUAGUGUAGAAGUAAAAAAAUUUACAUUUUUAAUUACCAUAUGCAUUAAAAUCAAAACCACAAUAUAUAUGCACACUUAAAACAUACUUACAUUACAAAGAGUACAUAAACAGUACUAGUACUGAAAUACUUUGCUUAAUAUCUGACUUGGAGAAUAACACUGACAUAGUUGUUCUCAUAAGAGAAUUAUUGCCCUACCUCAAAUUUCAGAGAUUUUCUUCUUAACAUUGGAUUUUUAAAAAACAAUUGUUUUGAAGAAUUAUAUACAUUUUCUUUUCUAUUAAUUACCAUUAGUGUUUAGAGUUGUUUUAUAUUGAGUAAGGAAACCCCCUCCUUUAAAAUAACAUGUUUGCAUGAUAGUUUGAUCUCAAACAAUAUACUGAUACCCAUUUAUCCAAUUAAUAAACAUAAGUGGCUUCAACUUAUGUAUAUUAAUUAUAAGUAGUAAAUGCAUUUUACUACUUAUAGUAAUAAAUACAUUUUGGGUACCCCACUGAUUCUGUUUUUUUCACUUGCCAAGCCCCUUCAGUAUCCACUGUUAGAAAAAUAGGAAGGGUGAGACGAUUGGAUAGAAUAUUCAAUAAAUGAUACAAAUCAGAUACUGAAUUCUGAAACUCUCUGCAGUGACUUGGAUUGCACCCCACACACCUCUACCACUUUUCACAUUAGAAGUUUCGACCUUGGCUGAUCAUCAGAAUCACUUGGGUUGCUGAAAAAGAAUUUUCUGGCUGUAGUUUCUAGAUGGGGUUAGAUUGAGACCCUGGACAGAAUUUUUAAAGCUUACCAUCUGAUGAUUCUGAUCAUAACGUAAGUUUGUAAACAGUUGCCAUUACCUCUUUCCUUCUAUACGUUCCAUUGGAGACUCUGGAAUUAACAAAAUGUUAGCUACCAGCAUUUCCCCCCUUUUAGAUCAUUUAAUAACCAGGUAUCUGGGGAAGUUUUCAUAUGUUCAUGUAUAUUUAUCAACAAGUUCAUUGUUAGAUUACCAAACUUGAUAUAGUUGCAGAAGUAGCGCAUAAAGACAUCCUUUUUGGAGACUAUUACCCAGCAUGGGAACGGUCAUCCGCUACCCACUUGUCAAGUGGUUCCUGGGCCCAGUUAGUACUUUGGCUGAGAGGUACUCAUCUCCUUCUAGUUUCCCUUAGGUAAAAAUACUGACAUUGCCUAGUUUCCCAUCCACACUUUGGACGUCGUGGAAGAAUGCUGUCAAUACCUAGCCUUAAAAUAUUAGUGCUUUGGUUUUUCAGUAAAAAAGUAUCUUAAAUUUUCUACGUAAUCUACAUGUAAGUAAAUAAAUAUUCGAUUUCCCCUUUUUAAAUUAUACUAGUUAUUAUACUUCUAAAGACUGAGCUGUUUUAAUUUUUUUUUCUUCAGUUUGUUGGGGACAUUUUUCACACUGAUCUUACAUUAUAUAAUAGUACCUAGUGCAGAUGCAAUGCCUGGGAAUUUAGGCAAAGCUUUCAUAUGCAGUUCUUCCUUAAAGUAUGAAUUUAUUCACCUAUAUAUGUUUAGACUGAAUAUUAAAAAAUAAAGUAGGAUCUACUAUAAUAUCCCUUUAAACUUAUAAAAACAUAUUGAGGUUUUUUAAAAGGUAGCUUAAAUACAUGGGCACCACCUUAGAAAACUUGGCUGUUGUCAAAGUGCUAGUAGUUGUGAAAUUAUUGGUCCCAUUCAGAAAUAAUAUUUCUUACAUUUCCUGGGAAUUUGUGUCACAAUAAAGCAUAUCCAAAGAUAUAAUGUGCUUGAUAUUAUUUUCAAAACAAUAAGGUUAUUAACGCUCAAAUGAAUAUGACUUGCCUCCCUUAUUUUUGAUGUCCAUUAACUUUGAGAACUGAUGAAAUAACCUGUUUCAUUCUGCUAGACUUGUUAUUAAUUUUAUUGCACUGCAGUUACCUUUAGAAAGGAAAAGAAAGGUGUUAAUUAGGGUGUGUAUUUCUAAGGGAAGUUACUACAUGUAGUAGAUUCACACUGUCACACAUGAUCAGGUAGUCUAAAACAAAAAAAUUAAGUGUCGGGUAGAUACAUGAUGCAGUGUAUUCUUUUUUUAAAUAAAUUGUGGUAGAAACAAUGUAUUCUUAAGGUCAAAAAUCUACCUCAAUUACAUGUUUUUUGUUUUCUAGAUUAAUCUGGAUUUGAUCAUUAGAAUUAAAAUGCAGCAUUUUGCAUUUACUAAUACUUAAUUGAAUAUAAUACAAGUCAGUGUGUUAGUCAUGUCUAUAUGUUCAUCACCAUAAGACAAAAUAGGAAAGACCUUGCAUUUGAUCACUGAUCUGAUGUCUAAGACAAUACUCACAGAUACAGUAAUAGUCAUCUUUCAUCUUCUCUGUGGUUUUAUGGUCUCGAGUCUGUGCCUAGUAAGUUCCAUGCAGUGUUGGCACUUACAUGCUUUUGUUAACAAUCUGUUACAAAAUUCAGGCAUAUUUUCAUCUUAUAAGAAACCAAAUGCACCAAGGCUUUUCAUUGUGGGGAGCAUGUUAUGUGCAAAAAAAGUAGCAAUCAAAAAUAACAUGUUAGAGGCACUGCUAACAUUCUCUUACUGUAUCUGAACCAUUCCUAAUAUGUAACAGUAAACUUCUGUUGUAUUGGAAUUAUGCUUGCUCUCAUAAAAAAGGGUAUCCUGUCAACUAGGAUUGUUAAUUUACAUUACUUAGAAUUUAGUGACACUUGUUUUUUUGGUUCAUUAAACUAAAAGCAUGCUAAUAAACGAUGAACAUUUUGCUCGCCAGCUGCCUCAACAAAGGCACUUCCCCCCGUUUUUCAGUGAUGUAACAGAGUUGGUGGUUUUAUUCUCAUUGUAAAGACUUGAAUCAUUACCCAAGAAAACCCAAGUCUUGUUUUUUAUUUUACUUAGCUAGAAUCUCAUAUCAUGUUAAAGUCAUAUCCUCAUCCCAAAAUAAUUACGUGUGAGUAUGUAAGAAGAAUAUGGAUGAGAGAGUCACAUUAAAUUUUUAUACCCAUUCUUUCAGCAAGUACUUAUUAAUAAUCAACUGGGCAUACAGUUCUAGAUAUUACAGAAUUUUUUAAAAAAAUGGACAUGGACCAGCCUUUUCCAUCUGGCAGCUUACAGUCUAUGUGAUAUGAGUUAGUAACACAAAAUGCAAUCAUAAGUAGCAUUAACCAGUCUGAUCUGAGUAGUUCAUUCAAAAGCAUCUUUUUCUGUAUUAUUUGGCCAUUGUCUUUUAGAUCUGGUUGAAAGGUGACAUUUGAUGCGCUGUAGCAUUUACUGAGUGUUGGAGUGAAAGACCUGGUGCAUACCGGGAAUCGCUGUACCAUCUUUCUUUUACAUAAGUUGUGUGUUAUGAAAAGAACAGUUUAAAGGAAUUUAUGGAAGUAAUGACGUAAAAAGACUUCAAUGCAUGUCACCAAACUGUUGAUGUAUUGAACCAUGAUUUUAAGUUAGUUUCUCUUUAUGUAUUAUUGAUUACAGCUUUGUUUUAGGUGUUUAGGUCUAAGAAACAGUUUACAUCUGGGCGGUCACUUUGGUAAUGAUAAAAUGUUAGCGAUGAUCACUUGAUGGACUUUUAUUACAUGUUUGUUUUCUCUCCCCCUCUGGAUACCUUAUAUGUGUAUAUUAUUUUAAAAAAUUUUUUUUUUCAUGAACUUUUUUCUUGAAUGAUUUGGCUCUACUAUUCAGGGUUUUAUAUUGUUAUGUAUUUCUUCUAAGUUUAAGUAUCAAAUGGCUGCUGCUACCAGCAAGGACCAUGUGAAAGCUAAACUUUACUGUUGAAAAAUCAGCUAACUUAGGUAAUUCAAAUAUUUGUAGAAAACAUCUGGAUAACUUAUUGAUCACAUUAGUAUUGUGUAGACAUCCUUCAUCAUUCUUAUUGUAUAGGUUUUCAUUGUGGAGUAGUCAGCUUGACUUCAUUUUAGUAUGCUUUCAUGUAAAAUAAUAAAUACUCAAUAAAAAUAAAUUUCAUUUAUUUUUAACAUUGGUUAGUUAUUUCCUUUCUGUACUGUUAGUAAAACACUUACCAUAAGUUUUGCUUUUGAAAUUAAAUGCUAAUAUUCCAGAUAACUUAAUGUGCCUCUUAGUGAAGCAAUAUGCAAUAAUACAUUAAAGUCUUUAUUUAGUAUAUUGCAGAAGGAAUAAUGUUUAAAAAACAAAAAUGCAGUGUGGAUAAGAUCUGAAUGCAUUAAUGGUGAGGCUUCUUGAAUAAGUAAGGAAGUGUACAUAUUACAUAUGUUCAGCCUGACUGAAAAUUUUAAUUAUCUUUGUGUUUUAAAACUACAUGAGUAAUUUAAUUCAAAAUUAGAACUGUUACCAACCAUAUCUGAUGGUGUUCAAAGAAUUUCAGGUCCUUCAUAGUUUGACAAAGAUAAGUAGGAGUCUGAGAACGUGAAAAUCCAGUCUUUGUUUUUUUUAGUAAAUGGUUUACAUAACUUUUUGCUAAUGUGCCAUUCUUCAUACACCUGCACAAGCUAAUCAGUCUUCUUCUAGAACUGAGUUAAUAUUUUCAGUAAUGUCACACAUGUCUAACAAGUGGACAAGUACCAUUCAGUCAGAAUGUUUAGACAAUGUCUCAAGUCCUUUCAUAAGAACAUACUCCAUUAUUGGAGCAAGCCUGUUGAAAAAACUCAUAAGGUCUCUUAGUCUUAAUUGAAACUGGAGUCAUUUAUCUUAGACAUCAUCAAAUAUCUUUUUAAAAUUCUACAUUCACUGUGUGUGUGCACACUAUUCUAUCAGUAGCUGUAAAACACCUACAUAUUUUCUCAAUCUCAUGCUCCUAGCUUCUCUUCACCUCUAGUUUUUACAAGAGGUUUUGUUUUAUUCCUAGUCAAGGUCUUGGGGAAAGAAUUUAUGUAAAUUUUUCAUGAUAAAGAGAUAGAUAAAAAGAUAUAGUAUCUUUUACAAUCCAUUUUAUUUUGUUGCCUAACCGGGUAAGGUUAACAAGGAAGAUAGAAAGUAAAACUUUCCUCUUAAUACUGGACCAAAUGUACAAUUUUACUCACUUUCAAAAAACUGUUUUUACUGAGUGAAGAUGAUUUUAAAAGAAAAAGCUCUAUUUUGUGUAAGAUAGUUGAGUAAUAUGAGAUAAAUUAAGAUAAGCCAAGUAGGAAAAGAUUGGACUUUGGCUUUACAUACUUGAAAGAAAAAAUAAGACUUUCAUCUGCUAUGUAUGUUUUUCACAUUAAAGUGUACAACAUUAUUAAGUAUAAAUUACAGUCUUAAUUCAUAUAUGAUCAGUUAUUAUCCUUGUUUAGAUAUACCAUGGACCAUGAAAUUCAGUCUUUGUAUUGUGUUACAGGCUUUUAUGCAGAGAAAUAUUUGUAUUCCUUUAAAGUGUGAACUAUUUGUUAUGAUUAAACAAAGGUUGAUUAUAUAUCAUCAGUGGGCAUUUUAGUUUUAUGGAAGCAAAUUAAGAAAAAUUAAUGGAACGAUACCUAAUUUCUUUUCAUUAUUUUUAAUGCAAAAGUAUAAAGCUAUCAGUCAGACCCAGGAAAUUCCAUUUGAAGAACCUUCAAAACACUUAGUAAGAAUACGUUCAUUUGAUAAAGUGUUUUAUAAAAAUUGAACAGUUAUUGGCCUUCCGUAGCACAUUGAAAGUUUCAUCUGCAGAUGAUUUAGGAUAGUGACCAACAUCACUAGUUUAUGGUAAAAUUAUGCCAGUAAUUUUUAUUUGGGCCGUAUGAUUUACUAUGUAAAGUAAACCAGUCAGUAACCAGUCAGUCAGUAUAGAUUGUAAUGGGACAAGUAAACAGACACUUCAGAAACGUUGAUGGGAAAAGUGCCUCUUAAUUGCUGGUAACACUUUCAGAUCGGUAUGCCUUAAGAGGUGCAGCUAAACAUAGCAGCCCAGUUAACAGUUCGAGGGUAGCAUUAACCGUGCUUUGGUAUGGCAUAAAAACAUUGCAUAGAGCCAGGCAUUGUGUUAAGUGCUAUAAAUAUGUUUCAUUUGAUUCUUUAAAACUUACGCAAGGUACAGAUUGGGAAGGGUGAUUGGCACAAGGUCACAAAGCAAUGCAUUGUUGUGCCUCAUACUCCUUUUUAUGACAUAAUCAUUGUUUUACCAAAUAUUUUGCCAGUGGUUCUCAAAGUGUGGUCUCCAUACAAGUAGCAUUGGCUUGGCUUAGAAACCUGUUAGAAAUACAAAAACUUGGGCCCCACCCAACACCUUAAUGAGGUGUGAGGCCUAGCAAUCCAUGUUCAAACAUGCCCUUUCAGUGAUUCUGAUGCAGGUCAAAGCUUGCAAAUUUGCAUUAUGCAUGUUUAUUUUUAAGCAAAGAUUUUGGGUUUUCUUUUUGGACAGCACAUAAAUAAUAUAAUAAUAUAACAUGGACUUGUAAAAAAAUAAAUGAUUUUUAUAUUGUUGCUUACAUUGCAAAAGAUCGUAUCAGGAAAAGCUUCAGCGUGGAUGUUGGCAGUUUGACAUAACCCAUUAGUUUAGUAUUAUCUCUGGAACUCACAUGAAUUCUGAAGUCCCAGAGACUGUGGAAUGAAAUCUUUGUUUUUUCAUGAAGGUCAAUCUCUGUUAUUUCCUGAAGAUUUUUGUUAACCAUAAUGCAUUUUUGUUAAAUUUUAAAACUUUAUUGAAGCAAAUAAAUGUUUGUUUCACUGGA
Molecule: messenger RNA, 8633 nt
Organism: Artibeus jamaicensis (Jamaican fruit-eating bat)
Lineage: Eukaryota; Metazoa; Chordata; Mammalia; Chiroptera; Phyllostomidae
Gene: PAWR
Product: pro-apoptotic WT1 regulator
Exons: 7
Coding region: 240-1271 (343 amino acids)
Biological process (GO): positive regulation of apoptotic process; apoptotic process
Cellular component (GO): cytoplasm
Source: RefSeq, a predicted model, not a curated record